AUGUACCUAACGAAUUACGUGUCUUUCCAAGAUCCGGAUACAGGGCGCAUACGUGUUGGCCAUUAUGAUCUCGCGAAUAAAUCCAUCCAACCAUUGGCCUUUUUGUCCGGAACACCGCUAGACAACAUCUACCAAGUGAUCGAAAUUGGCGAAUUCAACAUCAUCCCUUCGGGAGAAACUUUACCAGCUUCCACCAUCAGAAUCUUGCCACCCUUCACCGGGCGCGACAUCCUGUGUGUUGGCAAAAACUACGCCGAACACGCGAAGGAAUUCAAUAGCUCAGGUUUUGACAGCUCAGAUAAAGUAGACACGCCGUCCCAUCCCGUCAUUUUCACCAAACGUUUUACUUCCAUUAUUGGAGAUGGCGAGGAAAUCCUACCACAUUCGGGCUUCACAGAGACAGUUGAUUAUGAAGGCGAGGUUGGUGUUGUCAUUGGUAAAGCUGGAUUUCGCAUCCCGGAAGAGAGUGCAAUGGACCAUGUAUGGGGCUACACAAUUGUGAAUGAUGUGACGGCGCGUGAGCGCCAAAGAGAUCACAAGCAAUUUUACAUUGGAAAGUCUCCCGACACAUUCUGCCCCAUGGGACCGAUUGCUGUGCCAGCGUCCAAGCUGGAUAACGUAUUGCAGCUUGAGACAUACGUCAAUGGCGAGCUACGACAGAAAGCUACAACAAAGGACCUGAUCUUUUCCAUUCCUUAUCUAAUCAAAACCAUGUCCGAAGGACAAACGCUCAUGCCGGGCGAUGUUCUUGCUACCGGAACACCUGCAGGAGUUGGUAUCGGAAGGAAACCGCCAGUCUAUCUCAAGCCUGGAGACACUGUUACCAUAUCCGUUAGCGGUCUGGGUACUCUGACGAAUCGCAUUGCAAGUCCAAACUCGAACAAUCCGACCAUCGCCACGGUUGGAAGCACGUUGUCCCACAUACAGCCCUGUAACUUGGCUAAGAGCAUCGACACUACGUCUCUUACACACAUCAACAAUAAACCAAUCUAUUACAAAAGUAUCGGGGUACAAUCGAAACCACCUAUCAUUUUCAUCCAUGGUCUUGGUGGCACCUCUGACUUCUACACCCCACUAAUCCAGGCUCUGGGUCUCGAAACCACACACUCACUACAUCUGUUUGACCUGGAAGGCCACGGGCUCUCACCAUCCUCGCCACUCAGCAAAGUCAGUAUCGAAUCCAUUGCCAAUGACGUCAACGGCAUAUUCGAGAAGGCGAACAUCACGCUGGAUGCAACGCUUGUAGCUCAUUCUAUGGGAUGUCUUGCAGCCGUUCAGUUCGCACUGAUACAUCCAAACAAGAUAUCCAAACUUAUUUUGAUCGGGCCGCCACCAUCACCUCUACCCGAAGCAGGGAGUGCGGGUGCCCACGCUCGGGCCCAGAUGGUGCGUAGUAAGGGCAUGCACGCUGUUGUUGACACCGUUGUCUCAGCUGGUACUUCAGAAAAGACCAAAACUACAAAUCCCGUGGCAGUAGCAGCAGUGCGCAUGUCUUUACUCGGCCAGGAUCCGGAGGGGUAUGCGAAGGGGUGCACGGCACUUGCGGAGGCAAAGGCGCUCGACUUUGCCGCCAUCCAACCCAAAACCCUCAUCAUUACAGGAAUCGAAGACAAGGUAUCGCCGCCUCAGUUGUGCGAAAAAUACUUGGAACGACUAGGAGAUAAGGGAAGUCUGCAUGUGCUGGAAAACGUGGGGCAUUGGCAUGUACUAGAGGAUUUUCAGAGUACUGCGAAUGCUGUAAAGCCGUUUCUGUAGAUGACUCUAGCUAUUUGUUUUGAAGCAAAUAUCUGCACAAUUGGAUGCUGUACUUGACAUGAUC
This is a messenger RNA of Bipolaris maydis ATCC 48331, 1819 nucleotides long. RefSeq lists its product as uncharacterized. Gene Ontology annotation, molecular function: acetylpyruvate hydrolase activity. The record is from RefSeq and is a predicted model, not a curated record. Lineage: Eukaryota; Fungi; Ascomycota; Dothideomycetes; Pleosporales; Pleosporaceae.